Molecule: messenger RNA, 3418 nt
Organism: Dromiciops gliroides (monito del monte)
Lineage: Eukaryota; Metazoa; Chordata; Mammalia; Microbiotheria; Microbiotheriidae
Gene: MAMSTR
Product: MEF2 activating motif and SAP domain containing transcriptional regulator
Biological process (GO): regulation of transcription by RNA polymerase II
Cellular component (GO): nucleus
Molecular function (GO): transcription coregulator activity
Source: RefSeq, a predicted model, not a curated record
CCAUCCCCUCAGAGCACCCCGUAGACAAGUAACUACUAAGUCUCUUCUGGAGGACCCGGGACAGUCGCGAAGGGGCGGAGUACAGCGGGUCUGGCCUGAGAGGGUGGGGCCUGGGGUCUCAAGCCUUGCCGUCGCACCCGGCUAGAUAUUUUGCACUCCAGCGGCCCUGGUUCCACCUGACCAGCUCCUCUCCACGCUCUUCCUGGCCAUGACCCUCGUAGCCUCGGCCCAGUGUUCCCAGCUCAUCCGCUCCAAGUUCCGCUCCGUCCUCCAGCUCCGUAUACACCGGAGAUCCCAGGACCAGCGUGAGAGUGGACAGAAGCCCGACCAGACCUCGGCUGGGACGCAGGCUUCUAGUCAUUCAGCCCUUCUCCCCAGUAAUGGCUCCACGGGACCCCAGCGCCUGCCCCCAGCUCCUGCCCCCGGGGGAACACAGCCUUCUUUCACCUCGUCUUCUUUUCCACCUAGGGAUUCAGUGGACCCCUGGAUCUCGGCCCCAGCCCCCGACCAAGCCGCCAUCACCAGUUCCUCGGCCUUGUUCUGUAACUCUGGGGUCCCCAAACCCAGUCCAGCAACCCUCCCGUUUUCUGGAGUGUCAUUGAAAAAGGCCAAAGGAGAUAGUCAGCAAAGGGAGCCCAGGCCCAGGUUGAAAGCACUCAAGUACCACGCGUAUGUGCCCCCCGAGCACCGGGGAGGGCCAGGGGCAGCGGCGCCGGCCCAGGAAAGCCCCUCCAGGGAGGAUGGGCAGCUCCCAGAGCACAAGCAGGACCUGUCUUUGCUCAGGGCUUGGGGAUCGAGACCAGGUCUCCAGGACAGCCCCGCACCCCCGGAGAUCCCCCGACCAGUGGCCCCUAAGCCCAAGUUAGAGCUUCAGACCCUCCGACUGGAGGAGUUGACGGUAUCGGAGCUCCGCCAGCAGCUCCGCCUGCGGGGCCUUCCGGUGUCCGGACCCAAACCGGCUCUGCUGGAGCGGCUGCGGGCGCCCGGGGCCCGGGACAGGCAGGCCCAACUGCAGCGGCCGGUGCGGAGCCCCGGGGUCCGCUCCCGUCCCAGUCCAAGCUCCAGCUCGAAGCCCAGGUCUCGUCCGCGACCUCGGACGGAGCCCCAGGCCCCUGCUAGAACAGCCGGAAAGUCUCCCUGGCCCCGCUCCGCUACCGCCGAGGCCCCGCCUGCUCCUCCUGCCCCGCCCCGAGUCCUGUCCUUGGAAGAAGAGCUUCAGGAGGCCAUCCGCCGGGCACAGCUCAUCCCCCAUCACUCCAUCCAAGACAUUCUCGACGAGCCUCUGGAGCUGCCUGCAGAAGCUCUGCCACCACCCCCGUUGGAUUUCCCGGGCUCCUUCGACCUCCUUUCUCCGUCCCCACCGCCGGGCUCCGAAGGCCUGUCCUCAGUCUUCUCCUCCUGGCCUCCGUCCCCUGCCAGCUCUCCGUCGCCGGGACCAGGGCGUCCUCUGGAGGCGGCAGAUUGGCUGGAGGCUCUGACCGGAAGCCCGGCUCUGGACUGCUCCGGCCCGGCCCCCAGCAUUUUUUGCACCGACUUUGCAGAGCCCGGGACCAGCAGACUCUGGGACUUGGGGGUGGACGAGUGGUGAUGGGAGCCUGCAGGAAGGGGGCCCUGCCGAGGACGGGGACACCCACGGACCAGGAGACACCGAAAUGGCCACACACGUCCUGACACACUCACAGACACACUCACGGUCACAAGCAAACACUGGCAGAGUUAGGACAUAAACCAGGACAGAGAAAACACUCCAUUUCCACAGAGAGAAAUACAAAAACAUGCAGAAUGGCAGAGACACAGAGGGAGGAGAAAUGAGGGGGAAACCGAGGAAGAGUCCCUGACAAAUUCAGAGCUACAGAAAUGGGCCAGCUUUCACAGGGCCCCUGAGGAAUGGAGAGAAGGACCUAACAUUGAGGGGCUUAAAUCCCAAAUCCUUUUCAAGGUCUCUCUCUCCCUGCCCACACUGGGGGUCUGGGACAAGUGAUGUUGAGGAACACCCCCCCCCCUUCUUAGCAGACUCAAACAUUCAUCUUUUUCCUCCCUAAAGUGUGAGCACCAGUCUGGCCAAUUCCCAGCACUUGGCCUGCCUCAGGUGUGAUGAUUGUAGACUGAACCGCGGACAUCCCUUAGGGAAAUUCCUGAAUCUCAUACUCAGUUUUCCCAUCUUUAAAAUGAGAGAGUUAGAUUCUAAACCUCUCUCUGCCUUUCAGAAUCUGUGGUUUUAGACUCACUUUGUGACUUUGGAUGAGACAACUGCCCUCUCUGGGCCUCAGUAAAAUAAGAACUAAAGGUUACAGACCCUCCUUUUCAGAAGCUUCAAUAUUCAGGAGGGAAGGGGAGGCAGUACAGAGACCCAGGUGGAUCCAGGCUCUCAGCCUCCUGGUGUCUGCUCCUGAGUGUACCGCUGCCCAUCAUUCCUGGAAUCAGAACCCCAGAACCCCUCAUGCCUCCCCAGGGGUAUGGGGAGGUCUCUGCCCAUAUAGGCAGGACCAUGUCUGGUAGGUUGGGGACAAUUGUCCAGGUUCCUGAGGCCAGCCUAUAUCAAGACACUCGGGGUUAUGACUCCUGGUUGCAGCAGGAAGGGAGCUUCCAGUGGGGACUCAAUAUUUUCAUCAGUGAAUAAACCCAUGGAGGCUUCUACUGUGUACUCUGCCCAGCAGGAGAGCCAGUUGCUGGUGACCUUGAAGGUGGCAUCAGCACAUCAGCCCAAGCCACCCAUGGGAGGGAGCUCCCACAGUGGACCACCUCGCCCAUUCACUACUUAACAUAUACCUGAGAAUUUAGGGUUUGUUUGCUUUUUCCAUUCAUUCUGAGCCUGUGAUUUCAUUGGUGUGGAGAACUCCUGGAAUUAAAAAUCUCUCUACUAAUGUGCCAAGUUUAGUAGGGGGAUUCAAUUCAAGCUAUCCAGCAUUUAUUAAGUGCCUGCUGUGUGCAGAAUACAAGACUAGAAAGUAGGGAAACAAAAACAUCAAGGCGGCAAAGCCAGCUGCUUGCCUUUAGGGACCUUAGCCUAAUAGGGAUUCAGUUCAAUUGAACUCAACCAGCAUUUAAAUGAGGGCUCACUGUGGGCAAAACUUCACAAUGAGGGCUGAGGAAGUCUUGAAGUUUAGGGUCUCUGCCCUUAGGGAGCUCUCACACUCACCCUGGGUCACCCAGAAUUGGAAGGGACCAGAGAUAAUCAUCAUACUUCAAGGCACAGCUGAACAAUAAGCCCCACCCUGUCCUGCUUCCAAGGUAGAAUCCAGGAAGUCUGAAGAGCCCGGGGAGGGGGACUCUCCAGCUCCCAAGGCAUUUAUGACACACUCCUUGUAGACUCCUAGACCCCAAAGAAGGUUUCAAGGUUGUCUCUGGGUGCCCAGUGCCCAGCACAGAGCCUGCCCAACACUGUAGGAACCUGAUUGUUGGAUUGAAUGCAAUGAAU